AAAUAUAUUCGCGUUUCUCUGACAGCGGUACGCCUGGAUCGUGCGGUUGCUGCGCCUAUAACAGUACAUGCGUGUAUCUGGAGGCAAAUUAGACGCAUAAAAAGAAAAAAAGCAAGUUAAUAUUUUGGUAUUGGAAUGUAGGCUAUACCUGUAAUAAAUUAACAAAAUUAACAAGUACCGUGCUUUUUUGUAAUGAUAGCAAUGCCCUGAAAAAAGAUAACCCCAAGAAAACACUUUCCCAUUAGUUAUUUUUUCUGCCUUAAUUCCCCUCAACACCAGUACAAACUUUAUGUCAAUCAAAAAGCUUUGAACCAAUCCUUGUUUUCCAGGGGCCGGCGCCCGCAACACGCGCUGUACAAAGAAGCCGGCGCGCGGCGGCGGUCUGACAGACAGACCGUACCUAUAAACUGCAGGAGCUGUCCAUGCUGUAAUUGGCCUUUAGAGAUAACGGUGCGACGAUGCUCCGUUUCUGAAAUACAUCAGCAAUUGUGUGUGAUGUCUCAACUUUGUUUAUUAGGAAGUCCAGGUCUUUAACCCUGAUAUGCAAUCGGCGAACAACUUGGUUUUAGUGAAGGCACCAGGGGUAUCGUCCCUGACAAAAAGGAUGGUGGAGAUCAAUUACACUGACGUCUUCAACAGGUCUUUCGCGGACCAGGAGAGAUUCAGCAACCUGGAGGACAUUGAUGUUAUUGCUGACGGGACUCCGGUCCUCAGGAUCAUCAUUUCAGUAGUUUACUCUGCUGUGUGCGUUGUCGGCUUAGUGGGAAACUUGCUUGUAUUUUUCCUUAUGAAAGAAAGGCAGGGUAGGAAGAAAUCCACAAUAAACUUCUUCGUCCUUAACCUGGCUGUUACGGACUUCCAGUUCGUUUUGACUCUACCUUUCUGGGCUGUAGACACCGCCCUUGACUUCAGCUGGCCGUUUGGCGAUGCGAUGUGCAAGAUCAUUCUUUCCGUGACCGUGAUGAACAUGUACGCCAGCGUGUUCUUCCUCACCGCCAUGAGCAUUACCCGCUACUGGUCUGUCGCUUCAGCCCUGAAGAGCCGGAGCCGGCGGGCACGCUGCUCAGUGCGCUGGGUGAGCGCGCUGCUCUGGCUCUGCGCUACCGCGGCUACGGCACCAACUUCCAUGUUCUCCACAGUGACAAGUAUAGCCGGGGAAAAGCUCUGCCUCCUUAAAUUCCCCGACGGCCAGCACUGGCUAGCUCUCUACCAUCUCCAAAAGAUACUGGUAGCAUUUGUUAUGCCUAUGCUAAUAGUCUCGGCGUGCUAUUUGCUGCUCCUGCGGUUCAUCCGACAGCGGAGCAUGAACAACAAUUAUCCUAAAAGGAGAUCCAAAGUCACCAAAACCGUAACCAUCGUGGUUCUCUCCUUCUUCCUCUGCUGGAUGCCGAACCACGCUAUCACCUUCUGGGGGGUCUUAGUUAAAUUCAACAUGGUACGCUGGGAUAAGGCGUACUACACCAUCCACACUUACGUGUUCCCUCUUUCAGUCUGCUUAGCUCAUGUCAACAGCUGCUUAAACCCGGUCCUGUAUUGUCUCAUGAGAAGGGAGUUCAGAAAGAUGCUGAAGGAUUUGUUUUGGCGAAUUUCUUUACCUGUUAUACAUAAUAAUAAUCCAAUGCGCCCUUUUUCUGACGAAUUACAACCACAACACGAAAACACGCAAAACGUUAUUCAUCUCAAUGUCAUUGCCACUGAACAGUAUAGACUAUCCACUAUUGAUGGACAAUGCGAAACAGAAAUAAACAAAUGAAAUGCGUGUAAAUUGAUUCAGUAUUUAGACGGAUAAGCACAACUGACGGUAACCUUUUUAGAAGCAGGCUGCAUUAUGUGCCAAACUAGAUAAAUACAGGAGAUUGCAUUAGAGUCGUUUAUUUGUGCUUUUUGGAGGUUUUGCAUAAAGUAUUCAUCUUGUUUUCUGGAAAAAAAUAUUGAAAAGAGCUAGAAGAAAUGCUGGAAAUAUAGAAGAGUCGAAAACUAUGAUUGAACUGAAUAAAUCCAUGUACUGAAUCCAGCCAUAUUUUCUGUCAUAUACAGGAAUUAAAGUCGCUCGCCUUUUGUCUAGACUACUGCUGUAUUGUUUCUGCUAAGGUUACUGCCACCUCCACCGUUCGUUAUCAAUAUGUUUUAUCUUUCAAAUAGGCUACACACUUCAGCUUUGUAUUAAACAAUGUUCUCGUAUGCUAUUCAAGAUUUAUAUGUUUACGACAGAGUGACAGAUAUACGUUCAUGUUUUGUCUAAAUUUUCAAAAUAUCUGACAUCAUAUUCUGCAUUAAGUAUGAUUCAGCUGUAAUUGUAAAAGGUGUAACUCUUUAGUGAAACGAAUGUAAAGAGAGUCAAGGAAACAAAGCUGCAUAAUAAAGUUUUUCUUUAUUAUUCAUGUA
Paramormyrops kingsleyae is the source of this 2385-nucleotide messenger RNA. RefSeq names its product relaxin-3 receptor 1-like. Gene Ontology annotation, molecular function: C-C chemokine receptor activity; C-C chemokine binding. Gene Ontology annotation, cellular component: membrane; external side of plasma membrane. NCBI's taxonomy places the organism in Eukaryota, Metazoa, Chordata, Actinopteri, Osteoglossiformes, Mormyridae. Gene Ontology annotation, biological process: immune response; G protein-coupled receptor signaling pathway; positive regulation of cytosolic calcium ion concentration. The record is from RefSeq and is a predicted model, not a curated record.